AUGUGGAACAGCAUCAUCGUCUCCGCCACGACUCAUGCAGCCAAACUUCUGCCAGCCGACGCUCUCGCAACCAUGUUGGCCUGCCAGAGCACCUGCAGAUCCUCCGCGCCCGCAUCAUUGCGCUUGAGAGCUGCUCGCCGUCGGUCGCACUCCGAACAGACACAGUCAGCAUCCGUCUUCCACCUUCUGCACCAUGCCGACUCUGCUCGAGCCUGGCCAUGA
Molecule: messenger RNA, 222 nt
Organism: Parastagonospora nodorum SN15
Lineage: Eukaryota; Fungi; Ascomycota; Dothideomycetes; Pleosporales; Phaeosphaeriaceae
Exons: 1
Coding region: 1-222 (73 amino acids)
Source: RefSeq, a predicted model, not a curated record